This is a messenger RNA of Sinocyclocheilus rhinocerous, 531 nucleotides long. Its product is annotated as leukotriene C4 synthase-like. The coding region runs from base 41 to 505 and encodes 154 amino acids. Gene Ontology annotation, molecular function: glutathione transferase activity; enzyme activator activity; glutathione peroxidase activity. Gene Ontology annotation, cellular component: nuclear envelope; membrane; endoplasmic reticulum. The transcript has 5 exons. NCBI's taxonomy places the organism in Eukaryota, Metazoa, Chordata, Actinopteri, Cypriniformes, Cyprinidae. Gene Ontology annotation, biological process: leukotriene biosynthetic process. The record is from RefSeq and is a predicted model, not a curated record.
CAGAGAUAGAGGAUAGUGUCUGGCCUCACUGUCCACAGGAAUGAUGCUGGAGCAGGUCGUGCUGUUAGCAGCCGUCACAGUGCUGGGAUUGCUGGAGCAAGCGUACUUCUCUCUGAAGGUGAUCUCCGCGCGGAGAAAGCACUCGGUCUCUCCACCGGCCACCACCGGACCUCCGGAGUUUGAGAGGAUCUUUCGAGCCCAAGCAAACUGUUCUGAAUAUUUCCCCAUAUUCGUCUUCUCGCUUUGGCUGGCUGGAGUUUUCUUCAGUCAAGCACUGGCAGUGUUCUUCGGGCUCCUGUACCUUUAUGGACGGUAUCUGUACUUCCACGGCUAUGCGGCUUCUGCUCAGGGCAGACUGGAGCCGCUGUACUUCAGUGCAAAGAUGCAGUGGGUGCUGAUCGCUCUGGCCGGGCUGGGGGUCGUCUGCACCAUGACACAGGCCUAUCUGGGACUGGACCUGCUGCACUCCUUCAGUCAUGUUCUGGGCCUGACCGAACACACAUGAACGCACAAGCGCUGGAUGUCUGCAGG